UAACACAUAAUGACAUAAUGACAUGUGACGUGUCCCGAUGACGCAGCUCCAAUUAUACCCGAUUUUUAUAUGUAUAAAUACGCCUUAACUCCACAUUAUGUGAAAUAGAAAAAAAAACAAUUCUAUACAGAAAAAAAAGUGAAAAUCAACAGAAAAUCAAAAUGAAAUUUAACUUUCUUUUGCUCCUUUCAACCGCCCUUACUGCUGUUGCUCAACUGUCCAAUGAAACUAUGAUAAUUCAAUCAUCGGGCUCUGAUCUUUUUUGGGCAUUAGAUAAUAUUAAAGUUGUUUUAAAACCACGAGAACAAGCUGCUAACUGGACAAUUAUUCGUUAUUCUGGAGGCAAUUACAUCUUACUCUUACCCUAUGAUAUUCCUAAAAAAUCCGUCCAAUACAAUGGCCCUGGCAAACAACUCACUGUUGAAAAAAAUCUUAAUACCAAAUGGCUAUUCGAACCUGAAUCUGAACUUCCUGAAUUAAUUUGUUCCAGCAAACAAACUAAUAUGUGUGCAACAGAAGAUGAAGAGUGUAAAGUUAUUGCUUUGUAUAACGGGGCUGUCCCUAGACAGAGGUGGAUAUUUCAUAAAGUACAUUAAGAGGAUUAACAACUACUUAAUUCUUUUAAAUGCUACUCUCAUAUAUCAUAUAUUAUUAUAAUAUUGUAUUAUCAUGUAAUAUUAAUAACAUCAGGCUUUAUUUAUAACAUGUAUAUGUUGUCAAUAUAUAGCGUGAGUGUGUAACUGUGCAUUAGAAAAAAUAAAAAUAUGCUCUUAGCAUUUAUUUU
Rhizophagus irregularis DAOM 181602=DAOM 197198 is the source of this 784-nucleotide messenger RNA. RefSeq lists its product as uncharacterized. NCBI's taxonomy places the organism in Eukaryota, Fungi, Glomeromycota, Glomeromycetes, Glomerales, Glomeraceae. The record is from RefSeq and is a predicted model, not a curated record.